UUUUUGAAGAAAAAUUAUUUCCAAAAUAAAAAAAUAAUUUAAUGGAAAAAUCUUGUGAAGUUUGUGGUGAUGUCCCAUUUGGAAAACAUUAUGGGGUAACUGCUUGUAAUGGCUUUUUUCGUCGUUCAAUUUGUAAUAGGCGAAGUUAUAUAUGUCGUUAUGGAUCAACAUGCCCUAUUGUUAAAGGUACAGAAUUUGAGGAAAGUAAUUUUGCAGAGGAAUUACCUUCACCUUUACCUAAUAAAAAUAAUGUGGUAGACGAUGAAGAAAUAACUAUUAAACUUGUAUUAAUUGAAAAACAGGUUUGGGAUUUGGUAGACACAAGUUGUUCACUUAUGAAACCAAAAAUAACUACAAACUCCGGAGUUCAUUCCUCCAAUAAUCAAAUACAAAAAGAUAUUCCUUUUGAAGAAGCAUUUAAAAAUCCAACAUUAAUAUGUGGACGUUACCCGCUAAUGUUUAACCGAGCUGAUCAACCUCUAACACCUUUUCUUUAUAUUGAUGGGUGGAAACGACAUUUUACUUAUUUCAGUGAUUGGGUACAUCAAUUAGAGCCAUUCCAAAGAAUGUCUUUUAAUGAUCAAAUACUUCUAGCCAAACAAAGAAUUAUUCACGUUGGGUGGUUAGUUCAUGCCUAUAAUUCACAAUUAAAAGGAGCCGGAGCAAUAUGUUUUGCUAAUGGGGCUUUUUAUCAUCCUAAUACAGAUAAUUCAUUAGACGAGUCAACAAAAAAUGAAGAUGACCAACAUUCUAAAAUUGUUAAUUUUUUUGGUCAACAACUAUCAAUUCUUGUUCAUUCUUUAUUUGAGCCACUCCGUCAAUUAAAUUUGGAUUUUGCUGAAUAUGUUUUAUUGAAAGCUAUUCUUUUAUUUCGUGAAGAAGUUGGAUUAAGUCCACAAGCACUUGAACAAGUUAAAAAUGCUCGAAGUUUAUAUUUGCGUGCUCUAUUUAAGCAAAUUAAUUUACAAAUUCCUUCAGUAUUGAGCAAAUUGUUAGUCCCGUUAGUUACCCUUCUAAUAUAUAUUCGUGACAAGAAAAUUGAUCAUACAAAUGAAGAAACUGGAACAAAAGGAUUGGUAAAUAAUGCAUUCGAGAGAAUGGCCUCUAUUUUAGCUAUGUCCUUAAUUAUUUCAACUUUAAAAUCAGAGGUUAAUGAAAGAGUUCAGAUAAGCACAAUAUUUAAUCUUAUUGAAUUUGAUUCCCUUAUGAAGGAUGUACAUUCUUCAAUUCUUCAUUAAUUUUUAAGAGAAAAAAAGGUUAAAAAUAACGUUGAAAUUAUAAUGUCCAUUGAAAGAAAAUAUUUUUUCUUCCAAAAUUUCAAUUAAAUUUAUUUACAUCUCCAUUUGUCUGACUGACUCAUCCAUAUCAUUUACUAACAUUUUUGACAAUAAAUCUUCAUCUGG
This is a messenger RNA of Meloidogyne enterolobii, 1403 nucleotides long. NCBI's taxonomy places the organism in Eukaryota, Metazoa, Nematoda, Chromadorea, Rhabditida, Meloidogynidae. The record is from the annotation of a GenBank genome assembly.